AUGGAAGAGAAUAAUAAUGGCUCUCCAGAUAAUAACAACAAUAACAAUGAACAAGAUAGUGAACAACAACAACAAAAUAGCAAUAAUAAUGUAACAUUAUUACAACCAUCGGCUGUACAUGAUACAGGUAAUCCUUUACACAAGUUGUUUCAGUCGGCUGCUAGUGGAAGUGGAUCUCCGAUACCGACUGCUUCACCACCACCAAAACCAUCGAUCGAUGACAGCAACAAUGUAAUGAGAUUCUUUCAAAAUAUUACACCGACACCAACACCACCACCUCCAACACAAUCACCACCACCUCCUUCUUCCAUUGUAUCAUUCUUAGAGAAUUCUAUCCUACAGCAACAAAUCAAGUCAAAUACACCACCACCACAACAACAACAACAACAACAACAAAAUGUAGAUAUAAAUCAACAACAACAACAACUAAAACAACAGCAACAACAACAACAACAAGCAAUUAAUACAUCAUCAACAGAUUUAACACCAAACAAGAAAUCUUUGAAACAAUCAAUUGGUGGUGCUUUACCAAAUCUUAAUUUCGGUGGUGAUGUAAAUAGUACGUCGAUCUACAAGCACAACGGUGUUUAUUUGAGUGGAAAGGAUAUCGAGGUCGAUGAAUGCCGUUCGCUGUCGAAAUUGGCGGAUUUGGAAACACAGCACAUCACAGUGAUGCCAUGCGCUAUCAAGUACAUCUGGGGAUCGAUGAUCUCGGUCAAUGCAAACUACAUCUGCUAUAUUGUGAAGGGCGAGAAGAUCAGAGUGCUCGAGAGAUCGUCGACACAGCGUGCACUCGUCAAGGAUAUCCGCGGUGAGAUUUCACACAUCCAAUUCAUUGCCGAUCAGAUCGAUCUGCUGUCGUGCUCGACCACCGACGGUCUUGUCUACCUCUUUGACAUCGCCCUGAAUGCGUCCACCAUCACACCGCAACUCCUCACACAAUUCACGCUGGAUCCCGCCAGCAACCACCCGGCAAAAGUAAUCAUGCCCAAGACAGCAUGGUCGCCAAUUGCCACAAGAAACAAUUUGCAAUUCACUGUUGGUGGUGCCAAUAUCCAUGCACUCUAUGUUUAUUCUCAGCAGCAACAGGAUCAAUCAUCUUCACCGGUCACCACCACCACCACCGCGACCAAUGCAAUGGUUCCGCGUAAGAUUCCACUGGCAGCACCGAGUCACGCGUUCAACUACGACUCGACUGGAAAUCGACUGGUGUUUGGAACGGAGGAUGUACCAACUACCGUACCAGGCAUCGAUCCACUUUAUCUCGUUCAUCGACGCCAACACUAUAGUGGUCGUAUCCAAGCGACCGGUGUCAACUUCCAUUCAAUCCAGGAGUCAGCUUUGUUCUUGCCGUCCGACCAAUACAUCGAAGGCGACUCGAACGUCGUUCAACAAUUUGGACAAAUCGAAGCCAUUCCCAUCUUGUUUGCGCCAACCUCUAUCGCAGGUGACCAGCCACCCAACAAAAUGUUUGUUCCAUCUUCCCCACCACCACUCUCCCUCCCGGAUCCAAGCAUGUUGAAGGCGGAAAUGGACAGUUUCGAUCAAGCGGAAUCAGGUAGUGACUCUGAUAAAUCUGCAACUGGCGCCACCGGUGACAAACAGCAAAAGAAGAACAAAAAAGUUAAAUCACCACCGACCUCCGUUGUCAAUCUGAACACAGCCGAUUCACUGCUGCCAGUUGCCUCGCCCGUUAGCAACAACAACGGCGAGCAACUCUUGAGUCCAAACGCUAUUCAACAACUCCAACAGGUGACCUCACCAAUCCAACCACAAAAGAAGCCAGCUGCUUCUACCACCCCAACUGCAACCACUCCAACUGCACCGGUCCAGAAAGAUAAACUCACUGCCACCAUUGGAGUACCACCCAAGACUACACCAACUAAAACUGGCGGAUCCACCUCUACCACUCCCAAGAAGAUUCCUUCUUUCAAGCAAGCUUCCAUUAGCAUUCCAAGCUCAUCGAGCACUGCCACUUCCACCGCUGCUUCUACAACUCCCUCCGCUUCUUCUACCACGCCAACAUCGACCACACCAACCAUCCCAUCGAUUGCAGUGCACCAACAAGAACAACAGUCAAGUGCACCAUCAACACCACCACCACAAGCAACUACACCAGUACCAACUGCUACCGUUCCCACAACAACUGCCACAGAGACAACAUCACCAAACAACAACAACAACAACAACAAUCUAUCAAACUCUAGUGACCGUUUGGAGAAAUUGAUUGGCAAACAAAUGGAACUUUUUGAAAAUGCCAGAUCCGAGCAAACUAUCAAUGCAAUUCAAAACAGUGUUCAAGCAACCGUCAAAGCCACUUUGGAAAAGAUUGUCAAGAAAGAGUUGGCUCCAAUGGUAGCAAACCUCGAGAAAACGAUUGCUGCUUCACAUGAACAGCUGCUGCUAAAGGUAACUCAAGACGCAGUAAAGAAACUCUCUUUGAAAUCCGAUUCAGUCUUAAAGAACUCUAUGGAUUCAAUUAGCUCUCAGAUAAAGUCAUCGGUUGUUACCGAGGCAAUCGAAGCAUCGGUCAAACCAGUCGUUGAAUCGGUAUUCCUAAAUUACUUCCAGAACAUGUUGGUGCCUGGCUUUGAGAAGAGCUGCAACACAAUGUUCCGACAACUGAGUGCCUCUUUCGAUAAGGGCAUGACAGAGUUGCUUCAACACAAUUCACUCUCGUCGCAAGCACAAUUCCUGAGUAUGGAGAAGUUGAUCGGUGAGAAGAUGAAGUCGGAGCGUGACGAAAUGCAACAAGUCAUCUUCCAACUGUUGAAACAACAGAGUGAGAUGCAACAGGAUAUCAAGUAUCUACUGUCUGCCAUUGGUUCGCCACAUCACCAUGUCGACAAUAGAAAUCCAAUGAACGGUCCACCACCACCACUCAUGACUGGUAAUCCACUGUCAGACUCUGCCAACAUUAUGCAUCAACAUUUCUAUUCUCCACAACAGCAACAACAACAACAACAACAACAGCAGCAACAGCAACAGCAACGAUUUAUGAAUUUCCAAUUACCACCCCCACCUCUUCAACAACACCUCAUGUCACCAAUCAUUGCUUCACCGCCACAACUACCACCAGCAACUGCAUCGAGAGCAUCGAUUCUUCAGCCAUAUCCAGAACUCAAGUCAUUCAUUGAGAGUGGUGACUAUUCAUCUGCCUUUAACUUUGCACUCAACUCUAAGAACUUGAAGAUGGUAGUCGAUCUGUGUUCUGCCACCGAACCAGCCGAAGUUUACUCCUCUAGAAAAUCAUUGCACAACACAACCAUCAUUUCACUGAUACAACAACUCUCCAAUGAUUUCAUUUCAGACAUUGACCUGAAAUUGAAAUGGAUCAAAGAAUCACUGCUCCACUUUGACAUCAACGAACCAUCGAUCAAAUCAGUGGCAACACAGAUUCUUCAUUCACUAAAGUCAAAGAUUGAAACCAACCCACAUCUAGUAUCGAAAGAAUACUAUGCUCCUCCAAUUCUUUCAACACUCAAACUUAUGUUGAAGUGA
Messenger RNA from Heterostelium album PN500, 3501 nucleotides. RefSeq lists its product as uncharacterized. Gene Ontology annotation, biological process: deadenylation-independent decapping of nuclear-transcribed mRNA. NCBI's taxonomy places the organism in Eukaryota, Evosea, Eumycetozoa, Acytosteliales, Acytosteliaceae. The coding region runs from base 1 to 3501 and encodes 1166 amino acids. The transcript is spliced from 5 exons. Gene Ontology annotation, cellular component: P-body. The record is from RefSeq and is a predicted model, not a curated record.